Messenger RNA from Aspergillus alliaceus, 1000 nucleotides. RefSeq names its product peroxiredoxin family protein. Gene Ontology annotation, molecular function: thioredoxin peroxidase activity. The transcript is spliced from 5 exons. Gene Ontology annotation, biological process: cell redox homeostasis; hydrogen peroxide catabolic process; cellular response to oxidative stress. Gene Ontology annotation, cellular component: mitochondrion; cytoplasm; peroxisome. The record is from RefSeq and is a predicted model, not a curated record. The coding region runs from base 76 to 576 and encodes 166 amino acids. NCBI's taxonomy places the organism in Eukaryota, Fungi, Ascomycota, Eurotiomycetes, Eurotiales, Aspergillaceae.
CCCACGUUCAGCAUUCACUCCUCACCACGAUCAACCACCAGUAAACAACUACCAUAUUUUCCACUCUCAUCCACCAUGUCUCUCAAGCCUGGAGAUUCCUUCCCCAACGAUGUCGUCUUCCAGUACAUACCCUGGACCGAAGAAAAGGGCGACAUCACCGCCUGCGGUAUCCCCAUCCCUUACAACGCCUCUAAAGAAUGGGCCGAUAAGAAGGUGGUCCUGUUCUCUGUUCCCGGCGCUUUCACCCCUACCUGCUCGGUCAACCACGUCCCCGGAUACAUCAAAAAUCUUCCCCAGAUCAAGGAGAAGGGUGUCCAGAUCGUGGCAGUCGUCGCAUCCAAUGACCCAUAUGUCAUGAGCGCCUGGGGAAAGGCCAAUCAGGUAAAUGGCGACGAUAUUCUGUUCCUCUCCGACCCCGACGCGAAGUUCUCCGGGAGCAUCGGCUGGGCAAACGGGGCUCGCACCGGUCGCUAUGCCAUUAUCAUCGAUCAUGGUAAGGUGACUUAUGCGCAGAUCGAGACUAAGAAGGGCGCUGUUGAGGUAUCCGGUGCUGAGGCUGUCCUGGCUCAUCUGUAAUUAUCUGGGACGUGAACUCCUAGUAUGCUGGAUGGGAAGGAGAGGGAUUUUGCCUUGCUGGCUAUGGCUGGCGAUGCUUUGAUUUCUCCUCAUCUUGCUUGUAAUGGGGUGUACCUAGGACUACUGGAUAGUAACCGGGUAUCAAAAAUGUUGUAUCAAGUGGUUGAUCUAGAACCAAUGGGAAAUGAUUAACCCUCGUCGGCUGCAUUGCGAAAGUUCCUUUUAUCAAAGCUAGCUGUGUCUCGUCCAGAAGGAGUCGGUGCAACGAGUAGGUCAUGUUACGAGAGGCAAUUACAUUUGAAUUGUCGCCCUGGCAUACCAUGGAUAAUAAGAUUAGUCGCUUAACAUCAAGCUGGCCGAUAACUAAUUCACUUCUGAAGUAAAACGGCAGCAGAAUCAAUGAUAAUCGUGGUCGCCUUGCUGG